UAUCCCUGCAGUGCGCAGCGCGGGAGCGGAUCGGACCGUGCCGCCGAUCGUACGCGCAUUGCGGCUUAACACGGGCGAAACUGGUCCCUAUCAGCGGUCAAAAGUACUCCUAGCUGGAAUAGGUCUUGUGGUGGAGAAUAAAGCUGAACAGUACCGUAUCAUGCCGGGUCUGGACGCUGCAUUGCAACCCACUGCUGCGGACAUCUGCGCUCUCCAUCGGUACAAUAUGAGGGAAUAUAUUCUGCGAGUCGUGGUUCAUUCAGAAUCAGCGAGAACCAUAGUUGGCCGUGCCGGGUGGACUCUCGUUGCGAUCCACGAUACUGAGGGUCCAAAGGGGCUAGCGGGGUUGGCUGCGUGUGAAGGAGCAUCGGAGGGAGCGUCGGAGGAGCGCAGGCCGCUGUUCACACGGCUUUCAUUUCCAUCAUCCUGCUCCUCUUCCGCUUCUUCCUCCUUUACUCACAAACAACCUCGCCUCCGCACCUUCAGUCCAGAGCAAGCGCCCACCCACCAAACCAGCGACCUGCUCGGUUGCCUCUUCACGUCUGCGACCUCUGCCUCUCCUCAAACCAGCAGGUCCUCUCUUGACGAACAACUGCCCCAGCUCUUGACUUGACCGAUCUGCUUUACCAUCUUGCAUAGCCCACGCGACGUACGUAUCUCUACAGUGACCUGAGCAUAACCCGAGAGCAAGAGCCCUUCAAGACAGCGAUCCACUCUUGCGGUUCCCGCAUCUACUUUUCCAUCAGCGCGGAUCUUCUGUUCGA
Aplosporella prunicola CBS 121167 is the source of this 764-nucleotide messenger RNA. RefSeq lists its product as uncharacterized. The record is from RefSeq and is a predicted model, not a curated record. NCBI's taxonomy places the organism in Eukaryota, Fungi, Ascomycota, Dothideomycetes, Botryosphaeriales, Aplosporellaceae. The transcript has a single exon. Bases 161 to 613 code for a protein of 150 amino acids.